AUGUCACUCUCUGAGAAACCCUUCUCGUCUCAUGUCGACGUUCAAGUCGCAAAACUACCUACAACACCCCCAGACUAUGAACAUCUUGGUAUUCACCGAGACGGAAGCUGUCAACCUUGGGGAGCAGCUCAAGCUUUGGCUUCUACACUAAAGGGGAAAAUGUCUAGGAAACCUGAAGUUCAGAUUUCCAUCAACAAUCACUUCAACUCAAAGGUGUACACCACCAACUCCGAGAUAUCUGGUGUUGUGUCUAUUACUCCUUCGAGAAACACUCGAUUCAAUCAUGUUGACAUCUCCCUCGAUGGAAUGACCGAAACAAGGAGGGAUGGUCCUGAUAUGACACACAUGACGAGCCACCGAUUCCUUCGCCUCGAGAUGCCCAUCAACGAAUCCGAAUACCCUUCAUCGAAUAUUCUCUCCGCUGGAACAACAUAUACUUUCCCUUUCAUCUUCAAUGUCCCAGCUCAUCUCACAUCCAAAGCCUGCACUCACUCUACCGUCUCCGAAGAUGUAUGGGAACGCCACAUGUCUCUUCCUCCUACAUUGGGAGGUUGGGAGAAAGAUGAUAUGGCUCCCAAUAUGGCACGAGUUAGCUACAGCGUCAAAGCAUUUGUUUUGACACGAACCAAGACUGGAUUUGUCGCCAUCCUAGGAAACUCCCACCGCAUCAACGUUAUGCCUACAUCUUUCGAAGAACCACCCCUGAACAUAACCGAACGAGACGAUCUGUAUAAAAUCGAAAAGUCGAAGAAAGUGCGAAAGAAUAUCUUUUCUGCUUCACAUGGUAGAAUAUCUGCUGUAGCGGCUCAACCCGCUGCUGUGCAUCUCAGCAAAAAGGGCUACGAGGCGAGCGGAUCUAGUAUUCCUAUAAGUUUCACGUUUGAGCCUUCGUCUGCAGACGUGAUUCCUCCUCAGAUUACAUCGGCGGCCAUGAAGGUUUAUUCGCAUACUUGGUUCCGCGACCAACCGAUGCGAAACCUACCUACUAUGGGAUCACAGGUUGCCAACUUUGGAUAUCCCUAUUCUGUUUGUCUACCAAAGACUGAGACCAAGAUCGAAUGGACUCAGAACUUGGACAUGCAGUCUACAAAGGCAUCACCUAUUUUUUACACGGCCACAGUACAAAUUCCAUUUGAGUUACCUACGGUCGACAAGAUGUUUGUGCCGACAUUCCACUCGUGUAUUGUCUCGAGAGCAUAUACUGUCAAGGUUGUUCUCGAGGGGGAUGUCAAGAUUGACUUGAUAGUUCCUGUGCAGGUUGUCAUGGGGUCGCCUGAUGUUUAA
Molecule: messenger RNA, 1284 nt
Organism: Fusarium pseudograminearum CS3096
Lineage: Eukaryota; Fungi; Ascomycota; Sordariomycetes; Hypocreales; Nectriaceae
Exons: 1
Coding region: 1-1284 (427 amino acids)
Source: RefSeq, a predicted model, not a curated record